Molecule: messenger RNA, 1624 nt
Organism: Onthophagus taurus
Lineage: Eukaryota; Metazoa; Arthropoda; Insecta; Coleoptera; Scarabaeidae
Product: protein Nazo-like
Source: RefSeq, a predicted model, not a curated record
ACUACCACGUGGAACUUUUUGAGAGGGGAUUCUUGUCAAAAGGAAAACGUUUAGUAAGUCGACUAACCUCAUGUUGUAUAGAACUUGAGUUGAUUAAACCGAUAACAUUUUACUGUAACAUAAUUUUCGUUCAAAUUAGACAGAAUUAAUUUACAAAAUUAAACGACAUUGUGUGUUAGAUGUAAAGGAAUAUCCACAAGAAAUUGCAAAAAAGUUAAGUGUUAAAAUCAAGAUUUUUAAGAAUUAUUUAUUAUUUCUUUUUGGGGGAUUUACCUGUAUACUUAAAAUCUAUGAUAAGUCCAUUGUUUUAAAAAUCACAUUUUGGCAUAUUUAUAGCAUCAUAGAUUGUCAGACAGAGUUCUACAGUUUUCCUAUUUUUAUUUAGACCAAAGUUCAUCCAGGUAAAUUAACAUUAUUACGAUGACUUUGCAUACAGGACCAAUUAUAGACGCUUUAAUUCAAUUAGCUGAAGUACAAGAAUUUAAAGUAACUGUGGUUGAAUCAUUAAAAGGAGCAGCAUUUACUGGAGGUUGUGCUUUCGUUGGUGGAUUAGUUGGUGGACCAAUUGGUUUAGGAGUAGGUGGUGUUGUUGGAGCUUGUCUAGCAGCUGCUAAAGGGCAUGGAAAAUAUAAAUCUCUAGUUCAUGUUAUACAACAUGAUAUGACAUACCAACAAAAAGAACAAUUAGCUUUAUGUGUACAACGUGCUGUGGCAAAUAUUCGCAAGGAAGAUAUUCUAAUGCUAUUACCAUUAUUGCUUCAAGGUGGUCCCAUUCAAACUGUUGUUAUAAAUACAUUGAAAUCAUUUUUGCUUAAGGAAUUAGGAAUGAGACUGACAUAAUAAAUUAUAAUUUUAUAUUCCUUUUUUAUAAAUUAUAAUAAUUAUAUUUUAUAUUUUUUGGAAAAAUAUCAAAUUUCAUUAAACAUCUCAACAAUUUUAUAUAGAAAUAAUAUCAGUUGAAAACCUUGUAAAUCUAAGAUAGUUAACAUUACAUUGAUGCAUUCUUUAUAAUUUUAUCUUUCCAAAAUGGGAUAAAACGGUUUUAUACAAUCAAUACUUCAUGAAUUAUGGCAAUUAAAAAAAAUCAAGAAAAAGCAUAACUUUCAAAAGUGAAAACAAAAUCGUAUUUGUUGUAUAAUCUCUUAAAUACAAACAAAUUGAAAUAAUUUCGGCUUUUGCUGCUUAAAGAAUGCCAAACUUAUCCUUAUAAAAUACUCUAAUGGUUUUCCUAAAAAACCUGUAAUACCAUCAGGUUUUAAAGGAGUACAUAUACAGUAAUGUCCGCUUAUAAUAAACGCCUACGGACUUCGCCAAAGGGUUGAUGUUUAAAAUUCAAUUUAUAAUUUCAAAAUUAAUUUUUUUAUUCAUUUAUUUAUUUUAAUUUUUGGUUGAGUGCCGAGUGGUGUGUGCGCAGAAAUUUCAAUAUAGGACUGGGAUAUUGUAAACCUUUAGCUGACAUUAUUGAAAAGUUAGCUUUAGCUGCAAAAUAUCUUGUUAAAAACAUACGUAUAGAAGAUCUAAAGCCAUUGCUAAUGUUGUUAUUAAGUUUUCGUUCAACAACAUAUUAAUGUAAACGCCUGACAAUUAUGUUUACUUAUUUUUACAUAAAAUGUGUGAGUCAUUA